AUGUCCUGCUCCAGCCUGUGUGCUCCCUGUGGGGUGUGCCCCCCUGCCCCCCUGGCCGACACCUGCAACGAGCCCUGCGUGCGGCAGUGCCCUGACUCCACGGUGGUGAUCCAGCCCCCGGCCACGGUGGUCACCUUCCCCGGGCCCAUCCUCAGCAACUUCCCCCAGUCCAGCGUGGUGGGCUCGGCAGGAGCCCCUGUGAUGGGAGGCUUUGGAGGCCGUGGGGGCUCUGGAGGCCGUGGGGGCUAUGGAGGCUAUGGAGGCUACAGAGGCUUUGGGGGCUAUGGAGGCUUUGGGGGCUAUGGAGGCUAUGGGAGCUGUGGCUAUGGAGGCUCUGGAGCCUCUGGCUGCUAUGGCAGCUAUGGGGGUGGCUGUGGGAUCUGCUAA
Messenger RNA from Indicator indicator, 387 nucleotides. RefSeq names its product claw keratin-like. The transcript has a single exon. The record is from RefSeq and is a predicted model, not a curated record. Bases 1 to 387 code for a protein of 128 amino acids. NCBI's taxonomy places the organism in Eukaryota, Metazoa, Chordata, Aves, Piciformes, Indicatoridae. Gene Ontology annotation, molecular function: structural constituent of cytoskeleton. Gene Ontology annotation, cellular component: intermediate filament.